Molecule: messenger RNA, 1220 nt
Organism: Drosophila innubila
Lineage: Eukaryota; Metazoa; Arthropoda; Insecta; Diptera; Drosophilidae
Gene: DNaseII
Product: plancitoxin-1
Exons: 2
Coding region: 20-1093 (357 amino acids)
Biological process (GO): apoptotic DNA fragmentation
Molecular function (GO): deoxyribonuclease II activity
Source: RefSeq, a predicted model, not a curated record
CAAGCGAAUCACUUUGAAAAUGCGGUUGAUUUGUCUGCUUCUCUUGGCAGUUGUUGCUCUGAAGUCCAGCGAGGCCUCUAAGGUGUCCUGCAAGGAUGAAGAUGACAACGAUGUGGACUGGUGGCACAUGUACCUGUUACAGAGGACCAGUGACGAGGAGCCGGUACAACGAUACUUAUAUGUGACCAGCAAGGACUAUGAGGAAUGGAAGCUGUCCGAAUACUUAAUGGGUCAAUCCAACUCAUUGCCGGCGCAGACCUUGAAUCCGCUCUACGGAAAUGAUGACAUUCUAUUAGCGGCUUACAACGAUGUCUUUCCCAAUGGCACCACAUUCGAAGUGGGCGGGGCUGCGAAGGGCGUGAUAGCUUCUGAUGGUGACACGGGCAUGUGGCUGGUGCACUCGAUACCCGAGUAUCCAGUGAUGUUUGACCAUUCACAUCUCAUUUCAAACAAUUCACAAGCACACAAUCUGCUCUGCCUCACACUCGAUGGUGAGGGCGUUAAGAAAGUGGGUGAUCUGCUCGUCCUUUAUGAGCCACACUUUUACUACAAUCGCAACCCUUUAGGGUUGUACAGAUUCCCCAAUCUGCAACGUGCAAUGUAUCAAAUAUGGCUCACAGAUGGAGUCAAUGAGAGGGAUGUGGAACUACGUACAUUGGACGGCGAGAAGCUCAGGUUUUUUGGCAGGAAUGGUAAAUCCAAUAAAGAGCUUUAUGCCGACAUUAUAGGUCCCGCUUUGGACGUGACCCUCUGGGUGAGAACCAAUCGUAUCACUGGAGAAGAUAACAAUAUGCCCAACAUUUGCAACAAUUCUAAUAAGCUCUUUAACCUCGUUGAUGUUGCCUGCCCAGCGAGGCUCAUACAUAAGAUUAUUACAAGUGGGGAGGAUCACUCCAAAUGGGCGGUCUCCCAGGAAACUGGCUUCAAGUUGUUCGGCUGGCGGAUCGGGGGAAGCGAUUGGAUCUGCAUCGGCGACCUCAAUCGUUGGCACACCCAUCAAAAUCGAGGUGGUGGCGCCAUUUGUCACAAGAAUUCUCGCGUGGCUCAGCACUAUCGUAAAAUGGUGCACAGCUUUGACAAUUGCAUCGAGUAAUUGUGUCGUAGAGACUAAAUGCACCGUGUAAAUUAAGCGAUUGUCUGUGUGACAUCAAUUGAGCGUCACUAUUGACGUUAACACGUAAACAAUGUCAACAAUGGACAAACUAAUAUCUUUUCGCAUA